Molecule: messenger RNA, 784 nt
Organism: Trifolium pratense (red clover)
Lineage: Eukaryota; Viridiplantae; Streptophyta; Magnoliopsida; Fabales; Fabaceae
Product: V-type proton ATPase subunit G1-like
Exons: 4
Coding region: 151-483 (110 amino acids)
Biological process (GO): proton transmembrane transport
Cellular component (GO): vacuolar proton-transporting V-type ATPase complex
Molecular function (GO): proton-transporting ATPase activity, rotational mechanism
Source: RefSeq, a predicted model, not a curated record
UUAGAAAAAAAAAAUCGGUGGUUCAAAAAUUAAUAUACAACAGAACUUUCUUCUUUUGUUUUUUUCCAAAAAAAUAAAAUAAAAUUAUACAGAUCUUCGGGGCUCUCUCUCAUACGCAGUCAGUAUUUUUCUCAGAAUUCGAUCGAUAGAAUGGCAUCCAACAAUGGUCAAGGUGGAAUUCAACAACUUUUGGCUGCUGAACAAGUUGCACAACAGAUUGUGAAUGCUGCAAAAAAUGAUAAAUAUGCUAGGCUGAAACAGGCCAAAGAAGAGGCUGCAAAGGAGAUUGCCGAACAUCGAGCUCAUUUGGAAAACCAGUUUCAAAAGAAAGUAUCAGUGAGUAGUGGAGAUUCUGGUGCUAACGUCAAGCGACUAGAGCAAGAGACUGAUACAAAGAUCCAACACCUGAAAACCGAGGCUGGUAGAAUUUCGGGGGAUGUUGUUUCCAUUCUUCUCAAGUAUGUAACAACCGUGAAGAACUAGAAGCCUUGAUGAUAUAUUGGUGCUGCGAGCUCUCAAGUUGUGCUUAAUAUUAAUAUUGUCUUGUGUUUAUUGACGACUCUAGAUUCUGGUGCAGAUAAGAUUCUUGUUUAGGUUAUAAUGCUUAGCAUUUUGCUGCCAUACAUUGAUUCAACAUUAUUUCAAAGUUCGUUAAAAUAAAUUAUUUAGCAUUCAUAGACAUGCCCAUAUGUAUCAUCGUUUCAACAGAGGCGUGUGAGGAACAUUAUGUCAUUGUCAGCAUGUUUUGAGUAAUGCCGGAAUGAAUGGUUUAUUAUUUUAUAAA